This is a messenger RNA of Postia placenta MAD-698-R-SB12, 3815 nucleotides long. RefSeq lists its product as hypothetical. The coding region runs from base 1 to 3408 and encodes 1135 amino acids. Lineage: Eukaryota; Fungi; Basidiomycota; Agaricomycetes; Polyporales; Adustoporiaceae. Gene Ontology annotation, molecular function: protein tyrosine/serine/threonine phosphatase activity. Gene Ontology annotation, biological process: protein dephosphorylation; nuclear DNA replication. The transcript has 5 exons. The record is from RefSeq and is a predicted model, not a curated record.
AUGUCUCUCGCCGCCCCGCCUGCGUCCCACGAACAUGGCCUCGUCUACCCGCACCCCUUCCUCGACGCCCUCCCCGUUCUCCAGCCCCGCCCCGCCCCGCACCCCCCAGUCCGCGCGCUGUCCGCCACCCAGUUCGCGCAGAUGCAUCUCGACUACCUGACCAGCCAUGCGCCGGACAGCGUGCUAUUUCCGUUCCUGCACGGCCUCGAGGGCGACAACGACGCCCAGAACGCAUUCUUCGUCGCCUCGCCCCAGGCACACACCGUGCCCCGCUUCCGCGGACUCGUCUGGGUCGCCGCGGACGACGAGCACCCCGGUGCGGCGUCUUCGCCGGCUUCGACGCCGGAUAUCGACGCUGACCUGGAUGACGACCUGGACGACGACGAUGACGACUCGUUGACGGACUCGCUGGAGAGCAUCCCCGUCGAGAUGCCCGACAUGAUGGACAUCGACGUCCCCACGGACCUCGACUCGCCCUCGUGCGCGCCAGCAGAGAUCACAGCCAAGCCACUACCGACGCUCGACGCUCCUUCCCCGUUACUGCACCGUAUCAGUCCACGCACCCCGCCGACAGUCUUAACAUCGAGCUUCCGCCCGCGCGAGCUGCUGGAGCUGCGGACAGGCGAAGACGGCACGGCGUCGUGCGCAUUCGUCGAGCCGCGCGUGCCCGAGGGGAUCAGCCUGCGGAACUUUGGGAUCCAGGUGCGAAGGACGGGCGUUGCGCAUCUGGGCGGCGCAGGUGGCAGGUGUUCAACAGGCUAUGUGCUAGCCUGCUUCGGUCCCGGUCAGGUGCCUAAGGAUGACAUCGUCGUCUACUCGCCCAAAGGCGACAUUCGUGCCGCCCUCUCCCUCGCGGAGAAGUUCAAGCAUGCCGUCGAGGCCAAGCGUGCCGAACGGUGUGAGCGGUACCCCGACGUUGCGGACGACCUCAUUACAUACAACGUCUUCGUGCUUGAUGCUAGUCCCGCCGAGAUCUUCAAGACGCUCCCGCACCUCGUCAUGCGCACAGAAGAUGUCCCCGCCGCACACACGGAUAGCACCGACGCGCACGCUCAAGGCGAGGCACACCCAGCCCACCCGAGCGUUGAGGAGAUCGCCGCUCGCCUUCACCGCGCCAACAGCGUAAACUUUGCGUGCCGCGAGAAGGAGGAGAUGCGGGACCUCACGCAGGCGUCUGAGAUCGUCUCCGUCGCGGACCCUGUUGCGCACCUCUCCGACCCUGACGCACUUGCCGGCUCGACGACCGCGACGCGUUGGGAACCCUCUGUCGGCCAGGUCUUCCUCGGCAACACCAACGACGUCCCGCUCCCGCCUGAUAACCAUAUCCACCCGCGGCGCGGCGCCUCCGCACCUGCUGAAGACGAGGACGAGGAGGAGAAUGCGUUUGACUGGCGCACGAACGACCCCGUGCAAGGAUUCGGCUACGACAUCUGCAUCGAGUGCCACGACUUUGCGCCGUUUCCCACCUCUGCGCACGUCCGCGCAGCAGAGGACCAUCUUGGCGCGCUCGAGCGCCGAUGGGCGGAGAGGUGCGCAGCGGACCUUGCUGGUGUCGGUGAUGCGGAUGCCGCGCGCAUGUGCGUGCCGCCGCGCCCGCCUCCAAGUGCCGCUGCUGUGAUCCACCUACCGUUCCCGAGCUCGCCGCCCAGCACCGUGGGCACGAUGAAUUCGCUGCUCCCGUUCCUCGCGUUCCUGGAGAGCCUCCUUCAGCCACCAGCGCCCCUAACGCUCGCCGCGGCGCGCGCACAGCUCGCCCCACCCGCACCCUCGACGGAGAGCCAGAGAGCGACGGGCGAGCGCCGGCGCGCGGAGUCCGCGGCGGGCUUUAUGCCCAGCUCGCUCCCGCCACCGAGUGCGUUCCCGACGUCGUUCUUCCCGGCACAAGGGGGUGCGCCGCCUGCUGGCGCGUAUACGCGGACGCGCUCGACUUCUGCGACGUUCUUGCCCUCCCCGUCGACAUCGAGUGUAUCUUCGUCGUCGUCGUCGGCGACCUCGCCAAACGGGUCGCCGACUUCGUCAAACGGGUCGAUGACCUCGUCAAAUGGGUCCAGUGCGACGAGUCAAACGUCUGUGACCGGUUCUGGCGCUGACGGCACCGAGGGCGAGUGGGAAGAGCGCAUCGCGCUCCGCACGCGCCCCACGAAGAUCCUGGUGUACUCGGCGGACGGGUACACCGAGUCGUCAGUGCUUGCGCUGAGCCUCCUGAUGUACUUGCGCGAGAUGGCGCUGCCGGAGGCGUACCUGACCCUGCAGCUCGAGAAACGCCGUUCGUUCUUCGUGUACCCCGCAGACCUGCCGGUGCUGCGGCGCCUCGAGGGUAAGAUCGAGCGCGAGAGGGAGCGGGAGCGCCGUGGCAGUGAGGGCACUCGUGUGCGCAGAGGACGCGGUGUCGUGCUGGGGCUGGGCAGGGAGAGGGAGGGUGAGGGCGCGCUCAAGGGAGAGGAGGUAGAGAGCCCGACGGAGAUAGCGCGGGACGUCCAUGCAGCAGCAGAAGCAGCACAGGGUCAAAAACCGUUUGCCCGUCCUGCGGCACGGUCUGUGUCGUUCGCGGUGCCCCCAGCCAUCCAGCGCCCGGAUGGGCCGGCGAUGCGUCCGCUGAGAUCGCAGUCUGAGGCUGACUCGGGUGCGGCGCAGCUUUGGGGCGCUGGUAUGGGACGGCCCCGCGCGAGCACUUUGCCCGCGCCCGUGGCUGUGCGGCCGUCAAUUGGCGAUCACCAGAUGUGGUUCAACGACCCGCGGUUUGACGGGAGCUUCCCCAGCCGGGUGCUGCCUUUCCUCUACCUCGGCAACCUGAACCAUGCAUCGAACGCGUAUAUGCUUCAUGCGCUCGGCAUCACGCACGUCGUCUCUGUGGGCGAGUGCGCGCUUGUCCCGCCGCCUGCGCUCGAGGCGUCCAGCUCGCUCCCGUCAUGUACUUCUAACCCAGGCGCGCGAUUUGUCCCUGGCAAAGGGCCUGGCGGUCACGGCUCUCUCUUUAUCGAGGAGCGUGAGGGUCGCAUCAAGGUCCUCGACAUCAAGGGCGUGUGCGAUGACGGGAUCGACACCCUGGAGCCCCAGCUCGAGCCGAUAUGCGAGUGGAUCGACAAGGCGAGACAAGAGGGCGGAAAGGUGCUCGUGCAUUGCCGUGUGGGUGUGUCGCGCAGUGCUACCGUGACGAUCGCGUAUGUCAUGAAGCACCUUGGGCUGCCCCUCGUCGAUGCAUACCUCAUCGUCCGUUCCCGUCGCCUCUCCGUCCUCAUACAGCCGAACAUGCGGCUGCUGUAUAACCUCCUCGGCUGGGAGGUCAAGCUCGCAAAACAACGCGCUGGCGGCAGCGAGGACCUCCUCAAGGCCGAGCUCGCGCGCAGUUUGAACUGGCCAACCCUCGCGAAGGAGGUGCAUGCACUCAACGAGAAGUAUCUGCACUGAUUCGGUCCACCUGGGAUCGUGUUGCGUGUGUAUACUCUCCUGUUGUGGCCUCCCGCAUGGGUACCAUUCAUCCUCUUUUGCAUGUAAUUCGCUUGAUACCCCUCGCUCUGCAUCUGUUCUGCGGCACGCUUGCACAUCCUUCACAUCCGGAGGAUGUUGCGCCGCAACGCCCUGUAUCAACAAGUACCAUAGCAUCCUCGCCUCGCCAGCAUCACUCCUUCCUUUCCUGUCCGCACGUGUAUACUCUUUGUCUUAUACUGUCUGUUGUUCCACCGCCUAUUGUACUCGUAUGGGUCGGACCGUAGAUGCAUAUUUGCUAGUAAAUGAAUGCAUUGUUGUACAGUAGCAUCGUCGUACGAUAAUGUUCCCUACCGUAAAUGUGACAUAUAUGCAACUGCGCAGUGGUU